Molecule: messenger RNA, 327 nt
Organism: Vicia faba (fava bean)
Lineage: Eukaryota; Viridiplantae; Streptophyta; Magnoliopsida; Fabales; Fabaceae
Source: the annotation of a GenBank genome assembly
AUGCUCACUCGUAAACAGAAUAUCAAAAUGGCAAAAACAAAUGGCUCAUUUGCGAUAGAGAGUUCGGAUCCAGAUCUCAUCAAUCAGUAUUGUUGCGGUGAGCCUGUACUGCGAUCAAGUCGUUGCCACAGAGGGUUGUGUCUGUCCGGUACAGAAUUGUUUGGAACCUCGGUCACUCGAAACAUCUUUGCUCUUUCAAGCUUGACGCUCAAGGGUUGUGUUCAGUGCCGAAUUAAUUGGCCACUCGGUCAUUCCAAACAUACCAGGUUUGACGCUCAGGGGCUGUAUAAAGGUCGAAGGAGCAUUAACAAGCUGAAGAAAAGUUAA